This is a messenger RNA of Ochotona curzoniae (black-lipped pika), 4903 nucleotides long. It is a transcript of the gene ACVR2A, whose product is annotated as activin A receptor type 2A. The record is from RefSeq and is a predicted model, not a curated record. Lineage: Eukaryota; Metazoa; Chordata; Mammalia; Lagomorpha; Ochotonidae. Gene Ontology annotation, biological process: protein phosphorylation; activin receptor signaling pathway; cellular response to growth factor stimulus. Bases 373 to 2016 code for a protein of 547 amino acids. Gene Ontology annotation, molecular function: ATP binding; activin receptor activity; activin binding. The transcript is spliced from 11 exons. Gene Ontology annotation, cellular component: activin receptor complex; plasma membrane.
GGUUGAAGGUCGGUCCGGACGUCGGACCCAGCUCGGUUGCCGGACUGUCCGGGCGGCAGUGGACGCCGCCGCCGCCGCCGCCGCCUUCUCGUAGCCUCAGCCUGGCGUUUUGUUCCGAGAGACCCGAGAGGCGAGCGCAGCUGACAGUGAUUUUGACAGUGAUUUAAACCCGCUUUUGUUGUUGUUGCUUUUCGUUGUUUGAUUUUGUGUGCUGUGCGUGUGUGUGGCGGUUUUUCCCCCCUCCCGUGGUGCAUUUUUUUUUAUUAUUAUUGUUGUGCUCUUUUUUCCUCUCUCUCUCUUUUUUUUUUUUAAACCGUGAACAUUAUCAUUAUUAUUUUUUUUUUUCCUGCUCGGGGCUUCCGACUAUGUUUUAUGACGGUUGAUUUUACACCAGGAGGUUUGUCUCCGAGGAAGACCCAGGGGACUGGCUAUCUAGCGAGAACUUGCUACGGCUCUCCCCAGCGCCUCGGGAAAAUGGGAGCUGCUGCAAAGUUGGCGUUCGCCGUCUUUCUUAUCUCUUGUUCUUCAGGUGCUAUUCUUGGUAGAUCAGAAACUCAGGAGUGUCUUUUCUUUAACGCUAAUUGGGAGAGAGACAAAACUAAUCAGACUGGUGUUGAACCCUGUUACGGUGACAAAGAUAAGCGGCGGCAUUGUUUUGCUACCUGGAAGAAUAUUUCUGGUUCCAUUGAAAUAGUGAAACAAGGUUGUUGGCUGGAUGAUAUCAACUGCUAUGACAGGACUGACUGUAUAGAAAAAAAAGACAGCCCUGAAGUGUAUUUUUGUUGCUGCGAGGGCAACAUGUGUAACGAAAAGUUUUCUUAUUUUCCGGAGAUGGAAGUGACUCAGCCCACUUCAAAUCCAGUUACGCCUAAGCCACCCUACUACAGCAUCCUGCUCUAUUUCUUGGUGCCGCUUAUGUUAAUUGUGGGCAUUGUCAUUUGCGUGUUUUGGUUGUAUAGGCGUCACAAAAUGGCCUACCCUCCUGUGCUUGUUCCAACUCAAGACCCAGGACCACCCCCACCUUCUCCAUUACUAGGUUUGAAGCCACUGCAGUUACUAGAAGUAAAGGCAAGGGGAAGAUUUGGUUGUGUUUGGAAAGCCCAGUUGCUCAAUGAAUAUGUGGCUGUCAAGAUAUUUCCAAUACAGGAUAAACAGUCAUGGCAAAAUGAAUACGAGGUCUACAGUUUGCCAGGGAUGAAGCACGAGAAUAUACUUCAGUUCAUUGGUGCCGAAAAACGGGGCACCAGUGUCGAUGUGGAUCUCUGGCUGAUCACUGCGUUUCAUGAGAAGGGUUCACUGUCAGACUUCCUCAAGGCUAAUGUGGUCUCUUGGAACGAAUUGUGUCAUAUUGCAGAGACAAUGGCAAGAGGACUGGCAUAUUUACACGAGGACAUACCUGGCCUAAAAGAUGGCCACAAACCCGCCAUAUCUCACAGGGACAUCAAAAGUAAAAAUGUGCUGUUAAAAAACAAUCUGACAGCGUGCAUUGCUGACUUUGGCUUGGCAUUAAAGUUUGAGGCUGGCAAAUCUGCAGGUGAUACCCAUGGACAGGUUGGUACCCGGAGGUACAUGGCUCCAGAGGUAUUAGAGGGUGCUAUAAACUUCCAAAGGGAUGCAUUUUUGAGGAUAGAUAUGUACGCCAUGGGAUUAGUCCUGUGGGAACUGGCUUCUCGCUGUACUGCUGCAGAUGGACCUGUAGAUGAGUACAUGUUGCCAUUUGAGGAGGAAAUUGGCCAGCAUCCUUCUCUUGAAGACAUGCAGGAAGUUGUUGUGCAUAAAAAAAAGAGGCCUGUUUUAAGAGAUUAUUGGCAGAAACAUGCUGGAAUGGCGAUGCUCUGUGAAACGAUAGAAGAAUGUUGGGAUCAUGAUGCAGAAGCCAGGUUAUCAGCUGGAUGUGUAGGUGAAAGAAUUACUCAGAUGCAAAGACUAACAAAUAUCAUUACCACAGAGGACAUUGUAACAGUGGUCACGAUGGUGACAAAUGUUGACUUUCCUCCCAAAGAAUCUAGUCUAUGAUGGUUACACCAUCUGUACACACUGAGAAAUGGGACUCUGAACUGGAGCUGCUAAGCUAAUGAAACUGCUUACAGUUUAUUUUCUGUGUGAAUCGAAGUAGGAUGGAUCCUGGAAACAUAAAGAAGACCCUUGUUGGAAGAUGUGGUUCUGGGAGAUGUUGCAUUGCCUACAGCACAGAUGUGAAGGACAUGAGACUAAGACAAGUUGCAAACUCUAAAAAAGCUUCUGAGAAAGCUCACGCGAAGAGUGUGGCCCUCUCCAAAUCAAGUAUCUUUUGGACCUGGCUAAUUGAGUGAAAACUGACAUCAGAUUUCUUAAUGUCUGUCAGAAGACACUAAUUCCUUAAAUGAACUACUGCUAUUUUUUUUUUUAAAUCAAAAACUUCAUUUCAGAUUUUAAAAAGGGUAACUUGUUUUUAUUGCAUUUGCUGUUGUUGUUUCUAUCAAUGACUAUUGUAAUGCCAAUAUGACACAGCUUGUGAAUGUUGAGUGUGCUGCUGUUCUGUGUACAUAAACAAAGUCAGCAAGUGGGGUACAGUGAAGAGGCUUCCACGCAUUACUUUAACCUCCCUCAACAAGGUAUACCUCAGUUCCACGGUUGCUAAAUUAUAAAAUUGAAAACACUAACAAAAUUUGAAUAAUAAACCAAUCCAUGUUUUGUAACAAGGUAUUACAAAUUCACUGUGUUAUUUAAGCAAAACAGGUAAGCUAUGCUUAGUGCCAAUGUUAUGUGGCCAUUCGUAAAAACAGUGUUUUAGCUUUUUCUUGUGCUGGCUUGUAAUUUAGGGGCAAAUAGUAAUGUACUUUGAAAGGAAAAAAUGGUGUCAUCUCCCCCUUCCUCUCAAGUUUAAAAGUUCCAUCUUAUAUCCAGAUCCCGAAAGAAUGCAUUAUUUCCUAAGUAUUUUUAAAAAUUUGCUGUGUUUGGGGAGUCUUUGAAAAUUUAAGGCAUGAUUUAAUUUUUUUUACAUGAGCUAUGACACUGGAAAGCUCUUCAUUUUUGUUUUUAAAAUAGAUUUUUCCCUAUUUAUAUAUGUAAAAUUGUAGUGUAUUUCUUUUCACUGAACAGUGUGUGGGACAUUCUUAAUCACUGUUUUAGGAUCACCUCAGGAAGUGUCAUUACCCCAAAUCUCUCACUUUCUGCUGUGAGACUUGUAACUUAUCAUUAUACUCCUGCUUGGUGCCAUCUUGUCAGAGUAAUAUUUGAUGUCUGUGGUAUGUAAAAAAUUAUCUAGUAUAGAGAUAUUAAACUUUAAGCACAGAUUUCAGAUGUUACUGCUUUGAAACAAAUCAGGGAUAACAAGUUAAAUCUGUAACUUAAAAUAUGCAAUGACAUUUACAGGCAACCAAUGUAUAGGUAACAGUCUAGCCUCCUGCCCAGAACUGCUUUCAUCGGUAACUGACGUUAGGGUAGUUUUUGCCUUAUCCUUGCUAACAAAGUGGAGUGGAUGGUAGGCAGGUGCCAAAGUGGUUGUGAAGUCAAUUUAGAAUAUAUAAUUGGAUUCUUCCUAAAAUUUACACAAGGCCAAAGUAAAGCUAUUUCCUAAACAUCUAGCUUGCUCACCAACAACCGACAAAUAUCCAGUAUUAUGUGCUAUUGUCAGGACAUCUAAAAAAUCCACAGUUUAAUUUUAUGAAAGAAUUUUUUACAAGUCACUAUCAGGAUCUCACUGUGAAUGUGUUAUUUCCAAAUGGUUAUUUAGCCACACAGUACACUACAUUUUACAUAUUAAUAUGCACUUAGUCUCUGGGAAUAAUAAAUUACAGUAUUUAUAUACAACACAUAGGUCGACAGACUGUAAGCAGGGAAGGAAAGAAUAACAUUCUGGUUGGUGUGCCACACAGCCUAGAGAACUGUGUUCCUGGUCACAGAUGUACCCAAGUUCUUACUGUGUUCCUAAGAACCCUCAUUUCAGUGAUGAAUUCAGGUCUUCAGUUCAAAAAGCACUUGGCCUCUCAAUUUCCUGAUUUGGUUAUUUCCACUUUAAAAUUAAUCAAGGAAGGGAAAGAUUGAGCAUGCAAAAUUGUUAAUCUCCUGGUGGCAACUUUUCUACCUAUUAUAAACAUUUGAUGCUCUUUUUAAAAGUAAAAAAAUUAAACAACAAGGGGUAUUAUAGUGAAUGUUUGGCGUACGUGAGCACUAGAGAAAUUUUACAAAAUCAGUUACUCAGAACAUAAAAUGCUUUCUCUUCAUGUUAGGAACAGGUUUUAGAAAUCCUGGGUAUUAUGCUUAAGUCUUAUAGCUAAUCAAUUUUGAAACUUGUAUCCUUUUGAGAACUGUAUGAAUAGAAACCGUUUUAUAAGCAGUAAAAUAAGAAUGUUCCAGUGACUACCUGUCCUGAUACCUAGUCUUGUUAAAACUUUCUUUUGCAGGGCAUUCAGUGUUUGGUUUACAGUUAGUACCAAGUGAGCAAGUUAUUAGCAAGUUUGAACUAGGGAUACUGGGAAAAAAAAGAUCAAAGAAUGAGAAAAAUGGUGAUUUGUUUGGGGCAAACUGAGACCCCCAUGAACUUUUCCUCAUGUGUAUGGUGCUCCUCAUGAUUCGUCCUGUGUUUUGCCUUUCUGAUCUCUUUUGGAACUGCUGCUCUUAACUCUUUACCUUGCCCAGACCUUGUGGGGAAUGCUUUAUGAUCAACUGCCAUAGGACCGAUGGGGUAACCAGUGUUCGGCUUUAUCUGAAGUCUAUGCCCUGCGCAGCUCUUGUAUGUAUUUUAGAUGCUAGGAAGUUUUCAGCAUGUGAUACGUGAUUCUUGUUUGAAUGUUUAUUACAGGUACCGUGUCAAGUCCAGAACAGAGACUGUGCCUCACAAUUGUUGGUCCCAUGAACUUGCACUCUCAUGCUGAUGUUUUGAAAAUACAAUCAGGAAGAAAAAAAGUUUAAAACUUAGAAA